AGCCCAUAUCUGCGUCAGUGCUGUGCAAAUAGAUGACAGAGCUGUUGGCACUCUGCUGGAUAUUUAAGGGGCAGCAUUUCAAGUCCGAAGAAGUUCUCUUACACUGUUCAUGCACUGCUUCUUCAGCUAUUCUGACUUUGGGAACUAACUCGAAGCUAUGAACAGUGGAAUCUGUAUCUGUGUGCUGCUUGCUAUUCUCUCGACGAGCUGCCUGGGUCGUCACUCGGCAGGGUCUGAUGAUGAGGGUAGUCCUGUAGCAUCUGAGCUGGAUCAGAGCCCCUCAGUGCACCAGAGGCAGGUGCGUGCAGCCACAUCUAAUGGCCAGCUGAAAACGGCAGAGGGAAACAUGGAGCAAAGAGCGAACCUUGGACCACUGCUGGCCAGAUAUCUCAAGCAAGCCAGGAAAGGCUCGUCUGGUAGAAACCUAGCUCUGAGCAGCAAAUCACAGACCCUGGAUCUAAACCACAGAAUAAACGACAGAGAUUACAUGGGCUGGAUGGACUUUGGACGCCGCAGCGCUGAAGAAUAUGACUCCUCAUAAGGAAGAUGUCAACCCCCCCCCAAAAAAUAGAAAAUGUGCUCAAGUUCUGUACAGAGAAUUACAAAAUAAUUUGUAAUUCAUUGUCCUUGAAAUCUGUGUUUCAAAAACUAUAUUAUGUAUUUGAUGUACAUUUGUUUGUAGAACUAGAUGAUGAAAUAUAUACAUUAUAUGCCAAAUUAUGCAGGAAAAAAGAAUCUGUCUUUUUCUGGUUUCUUUUCCUAAUGUUAAUACUAUAUUAUUAAAACAAUUUAAAAUCUCUUGUCCUGUCGCCAGGAAGUUGUCAGGUUUGCAGAAUAAAUAAAGGCAGCUUAUAACUUUUGUUUUAUAUUCUGUAUGCACUAAAAUAUGGUGUAUUUAGACGAUUCAUUUGUAGGUUCAUCCAUCGUUUUACAAUUGUAUUAAUUUGGAGUGGUAACAGGAUUUUAAAAUAAUCUUUCUUUUAUGAACUACACCAUUACUGGUUCCAUUUGAAUUGCUUGUUUUCAAAUACAAGUUGCUGUUGCUUCCGUACCUAAUCAAUUCGAGUUCUAUUUGUCGAUUUAUGUUCAAUGGUCUAGUUGCAAUCAGACCAUGAGACCUACAGGAAAGGAAGCGAGAAUGUUCCAGGAACAAUACAGUGGGUAGCCAAAACUAGCUGUAAAAAUGUCGAAAUAUGGCACGGUACUCUCUGCGGUAAAACUGAAGUCAGUGCGAUAUGCAGUUUUGUUAACCAACCCUACAUCUUCUGCACAUUAUCUGACUAGAAAUUGGUUUGUUACAGAUUACUACUGAAACACAGUGCUUCAUCAGCGGAUGUCACACACUGAAGCUUGUGAAUACCAAAAGUACAAAGCUUACAUUGAGCUAAAGUAAUGUUUAUACUGUAAUGUACAGGUGCGGUAACAGCUUGAAUUUAUCAUAGCCUACAGUAUAUCAAGAAGUUAAGCAAUGCUUUCACUGAAGAGAUACCUAAUAGCAAAAGUAAGUGUUGUUAAAAUAUACACACCAGCAGUAAGCAGAGCAAAUAAAUAAAUAUCCUGCUUCUCAUCUGAUGUUUAAUUUUUUAUGUGUAUUUAUGCAACCUACAGUAGUUGUAAAUGCACGUUCAUUUACACUUACUGUGUAGCUGUGUGCACAUUUAAGACUGAGAAGUAAUUAAUGGGUUUCUUGUCAACAACGUAUUUCCCAAGGCUGACAAGUCGACAAUGUACAGUAAGAAUUAAGAUUUAGGACUACUAGUGAGUACAGUAAUUAAUUAUAUGUUAUGCAUUAUUUUGUUUAUCUAGUUUAACAAGGCAGAAUAAGACAACUGGAAUGGAGAAAACUAGCAAGAAAUAACUUUGAAAUAAGAAGCUAAACAUGGUAGUUUCUAGUAUUAUAUUGCUUCAUUUUUUUUCUCUUUCUUCAAAAUAAACCUUUCAUAUUUGUUUUAUUUGCUCUUUCUAAUGUAAUUAACUAUUUACUCGAUUAUUAACACCUUUAAGAGUGUUUAAUCUGCACCUUAGGGGUGAAGUUUCUCCCCUGAUGUAGCGUAGACAAUGUGAACUGACCUACCCAGUACAGAAGAACAUUGUGGGCAGAAUUAUAGACAGAGUAUGGCUGGCAUGGUAACAAAGUGUAAAAGCUUAAUACAGUUGGUCUACAAGUUUAUUACUGUCAUUUCUGAUCGUGUAUGAUACCCUCUAUUAACCAACGGACCUGUUAUAUGUGUCAUUUACACAUGGUGCUAACAACUGAAUGGUACUGACGGAAACUGAUCAAUGCACAUUUUAUUAUGGGUCUAAAAUAGUAAAGUCAGCUCUUAGCUGGACUGAAUAGAUUCAGUUGCAGAUAAAAAAGACGGUUUCACUUUUUACAUGCUGUCACUUCAUGUAACUACACGGUUUAACGAUGAUAAAUAAAAGAAACCAAGGCAUUACUUGUUGAAUAUAUCUGUAAGAUGCUGUUGGGCACAUCAUCAGUGAUGUAUGUGGGGUCAACAGGUGUUCAGUAUCAGACACCCUCGCCCAGGCGACCCAGCUGAGGCUGAUCAGGCCCCAACACCUGUCCAAUUGGUGUGUUACCUUGCUGCCCACUGGUCUUUCAUCUUCAUCCACAGCCAUCUAGAAUCUCUCUCUGCUGCUUCACUGAUGUUGCUGAUAGUUUCCUUGCGAGUGGCCCCCUGUGCCAAGUGUACCUAAGGAUUCCCAAAGAGACUGUCCUGAGAAACCCAUGCAGCCCUCUGUAAUCAUCUAACACCUUGUUUUCCAGCCAUUCAUCACUUCUGUACCAGGUCCUCAUACUUGAGUCUCUUCCUUUCAUUUGCUUCCACAAUACAGUCUUCCCAUAGGACUGUAAGCUCCAGCAUUAUGACUUGCUUGGUUGAUGCAGACAUAAGCAAAAUAUCUGGUCUAAGCACAGUCUGCACAAUGUGUUGAGGAAACCUUAACUGUCUCUCCAGGUCUGCACUUGUGCCAGUCCCCUGCUGUUGCUAAAUCUCCAUCUGUUGUAGGUGCUUUGGUGCCUGGUGGGGCCCUUAGCUUGACAAAGGCAAUGAGAGGUGUCAUAGUCCAGCAGGCUUUGGGCUUUUCCGCUCCUUUGCUCCAUCCCAUCUAAUCUAGGUACCCUGCUGCUUCAGUGCAACUGUUCUGUGCUGUCUCUGCUCCUCCACGGCAGAUCACACCUCAUCCUGCACCAAUUUACGCCUCUCCUCGUCUGUGGCUGUCUUAUCUGGAGGUUGCGAUGCUACUAAGUCCUGCCCUUUCUUAUGCCACUCUUCCCACUGUGACGCUGUGCCGUAGGCAAGACUCAGCCUGGCAUACUGCUUCCUGUGCAUUCCAUUUUCUGUCUGUCUUCCCUUUAAUUCCUGCUUGAGUCCCUGUACUGCAGUGCCUCCCCUACACUAGUGACCUUGAACUCCUCUGUCACGGUGCUAAAUUAAGUUUAUAACUAAAGUUCGGGAGGAGGGUCAGACACCAAUCUCCGCGUCACCAAAAUGAAUCAUUCAAUUUACACAUUAAAUAAUUAAAGGGUACAUAAGGACCUUUUAUUUUAUUGUGUUACAUGUUCCCAUGUGUUGCUACAACUGUUUAUGUAAGUUGUGUAUUGUUUUAAUUUUUUUUUUUUUACAUUUUGACCACUUUUUUAAACUUUUAAAUUGCAUUCCCUGCCUCAAGAUAGAUUCACAUGUACUCACAUGGAUCUCUCAGAACUACUUGCUGUGAACCCAACGUGGAAGUAAAGAUUGCAGGUGCUUGCUGUGAGCCUGGGAAAGAAAAGGAAGCAGGGGCCUGCUGUACCGCUGGGAAGGAAGGAAGCGGGGCCCUGCUGGGCAGCUGUUUGGUGUAAGGAAUAGAAGGGGCUAUGUUGCCCUGAAGAAAGCUUGUAGCUGAAAUGGUAGAAAGAAUAAAAGCAUUAGACAGAGAGGAAACCACUAUAGGGGCCUGCUGGAUGCUUUUUUGUUUGCCUGAUGUUUGGCUGCAGAAGCAGCCCCAAGAUAUUCGAUACCCUGUCAGAAGCGCUGUGCUGGAUCCUCCUUAAUAACUACCGCAAUCCUUUUCUGCUGCAUCUCCUGGAUGAUUUUCUUCUCAAUGAUUUUCCCCACGCUUCCCCCUAGCAUCAGAAAAGACCUUGGGUCCUCUCACUUCCAACGAGUUUCUAGGCAUCACCCUGGAUUCCCAAUCUUUUUCAGCCUCGCUUCCCCGGGAAAAAAUAGAUUGUAUUAUAUCUAUUAUUUCCAUCUUGGCCAUUUAAACUAGCAAUGAGGAUAAUUCCUCAAGGAAGAGCUUUCAUCUCCUACCUUCUUCUCCUGAUCCCUUCUGUCGAUUCCCUUAACGACGUCAUACUCCUGGAUCCCUUUUGCCGCGAGGAACUCCGCCUGUGGGAGCUCCUACUAAAAGAAUGGAACGGCAUUACAUUCUUUUACGACGACUGUCUCCUGCUGCACGAAGGCAUUCAGUUGUUCACAGAUGCAGCUCCCACUGUUGGCUUUGGAGGGAAAAUGGUUUUCUCCUCCAUGGCCCGAAGUAUUCAGCACCAUUCCUAUACCCAAUCACUCCUCGUCAUUGUACGAGAUUGUGACAGAGUGUGGGAAAGUGGCUGCUGAGUAAGAACAGGUGCAGAAGUGAUGCAGUGAAGAAAUAAUCACAACCAGGAAACUGUAAUCCGUUUUGGAAAUGGGGUCUUUUAUUUUUAAUCCCGGUCUGGUGACCAAACAAUAAACAGUAAAACUGACCAGGAAGGAAAGGGUUCCCUAAUUUAUUUGUUUAAAUUAAACUCCCAUGUUAGCCCCUACAACCCCCUUCUCUUAUCUCCAUCUCCAUCUUUCUCAGGGUGCAUCACCUUCAGACCUGCUGUAUAUUAACGAAAACGGAACAAUUGUCACCCGCCACUGGUUCCUCUUUCAUUUUCACCAGAUUCUUUCCAGGUCUGGAUUUGCAGUCAUUCCUUCAGGAUCGGAGCAGCUUCUUCAGCUUCUCGCCACUGAGUUCCAGACUCCCUUAUCAAACAAUUAGGUCGAUGGUCCUCCAGUGCUUACCAAGUUUACAUUAGAACAAAUAUUACAGAUCUUAAAAAUGCUUUUACUAAAAUCUGCUCUUAGUACCCCGCCUGGAGGAAGGGCAAUCAGAUCAGCCAGGAUUCCCAGAGGUUUAUUUCACAAAAAAUGUGUUUUGUUUUCCUCUCCUGCUCGCUGACGAUCCUUGUUAGCGGUUGGCUAAACCUUCAAGUGAGCUAUAUCCAGUACUACUCACGGCAUUGAGACCGGCUUGUUCUUUUUUGGGGUCUCAGCCUCGUCCAGUAGGCCAGGCAGUGGGCCCUCAAACCAAGUUAGGUUUGAUGCCAAAUGAAUGUGUAUAUAUAACAUACUUCUCUGUAAAACUGCAUACACUGCAUUCUCCUCAAUAAAUAUUAAAACAUUUUGUGAUUGGUGUUUGUCCCAAACUACUGAAAUGGCAGUUGUAGCUUGUUGGUCAUGCCAUAAAAGGUGAUGCUGCUGAGGCUUAUUGGGAGGCCAAGCCGUCUGUGUAGGUAGCUGCUGACUUUCCUCUCAAAACCUUCAACUGUUGAGAUAGAUACCUUGUAAAUAAGUAGUGGUCAUAGUAUUCAUGGAAGGAAAGAACAAAUUAUCCUGUGAAAUUAUAUAUUAAAAAUAUGUGUCUUGUCUCUAAGAGAAUUACAAACUGCAAUUUCACAGGAAAGCAUUCAAUUUCUGCAGUUGUGGUGUCUGUUGUAUUGAACA
Molecule: messenger RNA, 5738 nt
Organism: Acipenser ruthenus (sterlet)
Lineage: Eukaryota; Metazoa; Chordata; Actinopteri; Acipenseriformes; Acipenseridae
Product: cholecystokinin-like
Exons: 3
Coding region: 158-541 (127 amino acids)
Biological process (GO): digestion
Cellular component (GO): axon; extracellular region
Molecular function (GO): neuropeptide hormone activity
Source: RefSeq, a predicted model, not a curated record